Molecule: messenger RNA, 778 nt
Organism: Xylaria bambusicola
Lineage: Eukaryota; Fungi; Ascomycota; Sordariomycetes; Xylariales; Xylariaceae
Exons: 2
Coding region: 197-691 (164 amino acids)
Source: RefSeq, a predicted model, not a curated record
GCACGCUGGUUUGCGCGUGAAAACGCCUGCCACCGUCGAUCGCGUAGUUCAGCAAGAUGCCCUUAACGGACACGGCCCAUCUCAGAUAUUGUUAACUCCAAUAGUUGCAACCCUUCAUAACUCCGACACGACGCCAUCUUCAGAGAACUCCAGGUUUCCCGUCGGUCAAGACUUGUCCCUAUUACCUGGUGGUCGCAUGUCCUUAUUCCAAACACCACCUGAGUCUGCGUGUAGCCCCCGUUCCAGCAUCUCUCAAGCCUCGUUAGCACAGCGAACAGGCAUUUAUAUCUGUGAAAUAUGCUGGGAGCACCAGUCUAGCACCAAGGAACUUGUUGACCACCUUGUGUCAAGGCAUUCCAGCAUCACGCAAAGGGCGGGCUCCUAUCACUGCGGACGGUCAACCUGUCGUAAAACUGUCAAGUCACUUAAGGACUUCGAACGCCAUUUGAUAAGCAUGCAUGACGAUUGUAAUGCACCAUGGCACUGUCGCUGCGGUUAUACUUCUCGAAGAAAGGACCGUUUCCGAAAGCACUUGGACGAGAAUAAGUGCCGAGAAGCCUCGCCCUACACGUACGCGUGCUCGUGUGGGAGCUUUGCAAUUGACAGUCGUCACGACGCGGCGUCUGCCAUUUUUAAAGCCCAUUUUGAUCCAUGCGGGAGAAGGCGGAGAGGACGGCCGAAGAAGAGUUAAAAGGUUCGCAACAUCGGAGAGGACGGAUUUGUGAGAAAUCAAUCAUUAUCAGUAUGGCUAUGAAGGCAUGGUAACCGGUGCGGGUUA